CUGAUAUGACAAACACUACUCAAUUUUUGUUCUGGCAAUUGUAGUUGUGUAAAAAAAAAACAUGGCGUUUUCUUUGAGCUCAAUUUCUGAGCUUUUCACGCAGGAAACUUUAAGAGUGGUGGUGGAAAAGGCCUUGGCCCUGAAGGGCACUCCUGACCUCAAAAUAAAAAGCUACUCGGUCGAAGCGGGCGCUGGAAAAGGCGACGGUUACAUUGGCAUCAUCUACCGCAUCAAGGUAGUACUUUCGGACGGUUCCCUUCUUCCCAUGAUUGGAAAGGGCCUUCCGCCCAAUAUGGUCCGCCGGAAGACCUUCCGUUGCGAGUCCUAUUUCAGUAAGGAGGUGCUGUUUUACAAUCAGUUGGCGCCGAUGCUGCGAAACUUUGAGCUGGAGCGGCGUGGCGCUGAAAAAGUCACUUCCGACUCUUUCCUGCCCAUCCCUGAGUGUUUCCACGCCUUCAGCGACGGCCAGAACGACUUUUUGGUCAUCCAGGACCUGACCGAGUUGGGCUACGGCAUGACCGACCGCAAAGCAGGUUUGACCUUAGGCCAGACGAACGCCAUCCUUCACUCUCUGGCUCGAUAUCACGCCCUUUCCUACGGCCUGCAGGCGCUUUACCCUGAGGAAUUUCUUCAGGUCGCCAAAGGAAUCGCAGAGCCGUGGUUCGCACCCCAAUAUUCCACCAUCUACGCAAGGUACAUGUUUAAAAUUUAUAACGUUUGGCUUCGUGCGGUCCAGGACGAAUUGGAAGGAACAGACGUUUUGGAAAAGUUGAAGGCUUUCGGCAAAAACGAGCACGUUCUUUUUGAAAAAAUUUGCAAUUCGGUUCAAGCCCUGACGCCGUCUGUCAUCAACCACGGCGACGCUUGGUCCACGAAUUUCUUAUUCAGCGGAGAUAAACCCAUGAUGAUCGACUUCCAAAUGGCCAGGUACUGCUCACCUAUGGCGGACCUUUCAACUUUCAUCUUUGCAUGCACCACGGAGGAGCAAAGAAACUCAGCUGGCGGCAUGGAUGAGAUUUUGGACAAUUACUAUGAGGUCUUGUGUGACUCAGUAAAUAAAUUGGGCGUUGCAAAAUGCCCCCUGACGAGAGAGCAGUUACAGGAGCACUGGCGAGUGAACGGACUAAACGGGUUCGCUGCUGCACUCGAACUGGUGCCCUUUUCCAUGGUCGAGUCUGAGGACGUGCAGGACAUUGACAGAAUGGAGGGCGAAGAGCCCGUCGAUCUAGUAGAGCUGACGCAGUUCAAGGAUAUCACAGAUCCAGCAGGAAAGAAAAGACUGGUUGAUCUAACGCGAUUGGCAGCUCACUAUGACAUACGAAACAUGGCGCUGUCUCUGAAAACCAUUUCCCAGUCCUUCACCGAAGAAAUUUUACAGGUGGCCGUGGACAAGGCCCUCAGUUUAAAAGGACGCACCGGACUUGGCAUUAAAAGUCAUUACGUUGAGCCAGGAGCGGAAAAGGGCGAUGGCUACAUGGGAAUCAUUUACCGGAUCAGGGUGCAGCUGUCGGACGAAUCCGAACUGACCCUGAUAGCCAAAGGUCUCCCACCAAACAUGGUGCGAAGGAAGACCUUCCGCUGCGAGUCGUUUUUUGCAAAGGAGGUUCUCUUCUUUAAUAAACUGGCACCGAUGCUGCGAGAAUUUGAAAUAAAAAGACGUGGAGCCGAAAAAGUAGCCUCGGACCCUCUAAUGCCUAUUUCUGGCUGUUACUUCGCAAUGAGCGACGGCCUGAACGACUUUUUGGUUUUUGAGGAUUUGAAAGCCUUGGGCUACAACAUGACAGACCGAAUUUCAGGCCCAACCGAGGCCCAGAGAACGUCCCUGCUCAACACUUUGGCCCGAUUCCACGCCCUUUCCUACGCCCUGCAAACCCUGGAGCCGGAGAAAUUUUCCAACGCCGCCAAUCUGAUUGGCGAGCCGUGGUUUGCGCCCGAGUUUGCCAAAACCUAUGAAGGGUACAUGUACAAAAUGUACAAAUUGUGGCACAACACGGUGAAAGACGAACUUGAAGGUACCGAGUACCUGCGCAAGCUAGAAGCGUUUGGCAAAAACGCGCAAGUACUCUUUGCCAAUUUGUGCAAGUCUGUGAAGUUGCUGAACCCGUCGGUAAUAAACCACGGAGACACAUGGUCCACCAACUUUUUAUUUGACAAGAGUGACAAAGUCAUGAUGAUCGACUUCCAGCUAGUCAGAUACUGCUCGCCUAUGUCCGAUCUUUCAAUUUUCAUCUUUUCCUGCACCACUGAGGAGCAAAGGGAGGCAGCUGGUGGUAUGGACGCCCUGCUCAGAAAUUAUUACAAUAUUCUAUGUAACGCAGUUCAUGAACUGGGAGUUUCGAAGUGCCCAUUGACUUGGGAGCAAUUGCAAGACCAGUGGCGCGUCAACGGUUUGCUCGGAUUUUCAUGCGCUCUCGAGUUGGUUCCUCUUUCGCUGGUCGAAUCAGAGGACGUUCAAGAUUUGGACCGCAUGGAGGGCAACGAGCCAGUGGAUCUGGUCACGCUGACCCAAUUCAAAGACAUCACUGAUCCGCAGGGGAAAAAGCGCCUAUCGGACUUGACCAAACUAGCCGUUGACUAUGGAAUGUUUUAAGAAAUAUCAAAAAAUUGUAUUAUUAUUAUUAUAAUUUGUAAAGAAAAUUUAAUAUUAUUUAAGCUGAGAAUUGAAAAUAAACAUAAAAAGUUCAUGACACGA
Messenger RNA from Neocloeon triangulifer, 2692 nucleotides. RefSeq lists its product as uncharacterized. Lineage: Eukaryota; Metazoa; Arthropoda; Insecta; Ephemeroptera; Baetidae. The transcript is spliced from 4 exons. Bases 62 to 2590 code for a protein of 842 amino acids. The record is from RefSeq and is a predicted model, not a curated record.